AUGAAGUUCUCAUUGACCGUUAUAUUGGGCGCGAUCGCCGCCGCCACGUGCGCCCUGCCUACGGACGAAGACUUCUCGCCCCGAAGUGAACUUGUCGCGAGGGCCAACGACUACCCUUACUCCGGAAAAUGCAAUGGCAACAAUGGCGUCGAUCCAUGGAAGUUCUAUAGAUGCUCAUGCACGAGCUUCGUCGCAUACCGCCUCAACAAAGCAGGCGUGGACUUCACCAACCACUACAAAGGUGAAGGCUGGCACGAUGCGAAGUCGUGGAACGAGGCGGCUGAGAAGGCUGGCGUCAAAGUCAACAACACUCCGAAGGUGGGAAGUGUGGCUCAGACGGAUGCUGGCUCUGCUGGCCAUGUUGCUUGGGUUACCAAGGUGGGGAAGAAGACGGUGACGGUUGAGGAGUAUAAUUGGAAUAACCCGGAGAAGUAUGGUACGAGGACCGUGCCUAAGGGGAAGUUUAGGUAUAUUCAUGUUAAGAAUUGA
Messenger RNA from Didymosphaeria variabile, 489 nucleotides. RefSeq lists its product as uncharacterized. NCBI's taxonomy places the organism in Eukaryota, Fungi, Ascomycota, Dothideomycetes, Pleosporales, Didymosphaeriaceae. The transcript is spliced from 2 exons. The record is from RefSeq and is a predicted model, not a curated record. Bases 1 to 489 code for a protein of 162 amino acids.